This is a messenger RNA of Mobula hypostoma (lesser devil ray), 3474 nucleotides long. It is a transcript of the gene slc48a1b, whose product is annotated as solute carrier family 48 member 1b. The transcript is spliced from 3 exons. NCBI's taxonomy places the organism in Eukaryota, Metazoa, Chordata, Chondrichthyes, Myliobatiformes, Myliobatidae. Gene Ontology annotation, cellular component: plasma membrane; lysosomal membrane. Gene Ontology annotation, molecular function: heme binding; heme transmembrane transporter activity. Gene Ontology annotation, biological process: heme transport. The record is from RefSeq and is a predicted model, not a curated record. The coding region runs from base 115 to 549 and encodes 144 amino acids.
CGCCUUGUUUUUGCACAGCGCUGGUUGCAGGAGGCGGGAUUUAUAGUCGCCCUCAGGGGUGGGUGCGGGAGGUUGUUUUAUUUACCACCACACUAUCUCCUGUCCGUCGCUUGUAUGGCGCCCGGCAGGCUGUGGCGAAAGGUGGCCUAUGCCGCCGUGGGUUCGGUGGUUGGCCUGUCCGCUUUCUUCUGCUGGAGCAUCGCCUUCAGGCAGCCGGCUACCGCCGCCUUCGGGGGCCUGUCAGGAGUUCUGGCCAUCUGGAGCUUGGUCACACACGUGAUGUACGCCCAGGACAUGUGGAGGACCUGGCUGAAAGGUCUGACAGGCUUCCUAGCCGUGGGCGUGUUCUUCGGACUGCUGGCCCUGGCAGGAUUCAUCGCCUUCCUGUCGCUGGCAAUCUGUCGGAAGGAGAGUAUCCUGGAUCCCUGCAGUCACUACCUGACCUGUGUGUGGUGUGUGAUGACCCUGAAGUGGGCGUCAAUCCUCUCCUUCUACGCCCACCGAUACAGCCGAGAGUUCGCCGACAUCCGCAUCCUCAGUGACUUCUGAGCCCCAUCCCCCGUGGGAUCUUUCUGUUGUCUGGAUCGUUUGGAGGGGUGGGGGACAUGUUUAGCCUCUGUCUGUGUUGGGACGAUGAGGGUUGUUGUCCACUGUGAGGAGGGGUUCACUACCCUCCUUUCUUUUCCUUCUCACACCCACCACUCCUCAUUCCAUCUCUUGCUCUCCAUCCUUUUCCCUCAUUUUCUUCCUCUACUUUUGUAUCUCUCCAACACCCGGUGAUUUCCAACGUCCCCAUUCAGUGUCCCCCUUAACCUCCCCAACACCCGGUGAUUUCCAACGUCCCCAUUCAGUGUCCCCAUUAACCUCCCCGACACCCGGUGAUUUCCAACGUCCCCAUUCAGUGUCCCCCUUAACCUCCCCAACACCCGGUGAUCUCCAACGUCCCCAUUAACCUCCCCAACACCCGGUGAUUUCCAACGUCCCCAUUCAGUGUCCCCCUUAACCUGCCCAACACCCGGUGAUUUCCAACGUCCCCAUUCAGUGUCCCCAUUAACCUCCCCGACACCCGGUGAUUUCCAACGUCCCCAUUCAGUGUCCCCCUCAACCUCCCCAACACCCGGUGAUUUCCAACGUCCCCAUUCAGUGUCCCCCUUAACCUCCCCGACACCCGGUGAUUUCCAACGUCCCCAUUAACCUCCCCAACACCCGGUGAUUUCCAACGUCCCCAUUCAGUGUCCCCAUUAACCUCCCCAACACCCGGUGAUUUCCAACGUCCCCAUUAACCUCCCCAACACCUGGUGAUUUCCAACGUCCCCAUUAACCUCCCCAACACCCGGUGAUUUCCAACGUCCCCAUUAACCUCCCCAACACCCGGUGAUUUCCAACGUCCCCAUUCAGUGUCCCCCUUCCCCUCCCCAACACCCGGUGAUUUCCAACGUCCCCAUUCAGUGUCCCCAUUAAACUCCCCAACACCCGGUGAUUUCCAACGUCCCCAUUCAGUGUCCCCAUUAAACUCCCCAACACCCGGUGAUUUCCAACGUCCCCAUUAACCUCCCCAACACCCGGUGAUUUCCAACGUCCCCAUUCAGUGUCCCCCUUCCCCUCCCCAACACCCGGUGAUUUCCAACGUCCCCAUUCAGUGUCCCCAUUAAACUCCCCAACACCCGGUGAUUUCCAACGUCCCCAUUCAGUGUCCCCAUUAAACUCCCCAACACCCGGUGAUUUCCAACGUCCCCAUUCAGUCUCCCCAUUAACCUCUCAAACACCCGGUAAUUUCCAACAUCCCCAUUCAGUGUCCCCCUUAACCUCCCCAACACCCGGUAAUUUCCAACGUCAUCAUUCAGUGUCCCCCUCAACCUCCCCAACACCCGGUGAUCUCCAACGUCCCCAUUAACCUCCCCAACACCCGGUGAUUUCCAACGUCCCCAUUCAGUGUCCCCAUUAACCUCCCCGACACCCGGUGAUCUCCAACGUCCCCAUUAACCUCCCCAACACCCGGUGAUUUCCAACAUCCCCAUUCAGUCUCCCCAUUAACCUCCCCAACACCCGGUAAUUUCCAACGUCCUCCUUAACCUCCCCAACACCCGUGUCUCUGUCUCUGUCUCUCUCUCUCAUAUAUGUGUGUUUGUAUCUGCACAUUUCCUCAUUAUCUCUGUCUGUCCAUCUUUCUCUAUUUUUCUCUCUCUCUCUUUGUUUCUCUCAUGUUUCCAAAAGGUAUCUACUGUGAAAGAGAGGGAGAGGCAGUUAUGGAAUGAGGGACAGGGUGAGCGAGGGCAGGAUGGAGUGAGGAAGGAGAGGGAAGAGAAAUGGAGAGAGAGGAGAAAAAGAGAGGAGAGAUGGAGAAAAUGGAGAAAUUGACAGAGAGCUGGAAGGGGUCAGCAGAGGGAGAGAGAGAGAGAAUAAGAAAUUCCUUGGUUAUUGCAAUGUAUGUUACUCUAGACUUCCAGUAUAUGCAAAAUUUCUUGUUUACAUCUAACCAAAAUGAUUUUCCACAAAUACAACUAACUGAACGCAUAUCGUUCUAUGUAAUUGGCUAUAUAUAUUACCAUAAUACCUGUUCUAUUCAGAAUGCAACAAUGUUUCUGCAGACUUAUUAUAAAAUGUAAAUAGGGUUUACCUGUGCCCAGUGCAUUAUUUAAUUAAAAUUUCAUAUGUUAUUCAUUGGGUUUGGUAAAGAGAAAGCAAGUUAAUGUGUAGUGGUUUGAGUUUUAUUUCUUCUUGUGGAACAUCCGUUCAGUUAUGCAAUUAGUAACUUGAAAAUGUUCUCAAAUUUCUGAUUCCCAUUUGUCACAUUUGGUGUUGUGAGUUCCAACGACUUGAUUGUGUCAAUUUAUAAGGGUACACAUGGAAGAAUUUUGUGGAAUUGGGAAUUAGAGAUCAGGCUGAAAUCUAAACCUCCACUCUGCAUUCAAAGGCUAGCGCCAUGGAUGUGGUACAUCUGUCAUCAGAUAUUAUACUAGUGUGGGUGGGGGGGGGCAUUGCUGGUGGUCCCCCAGGUUCAGCAAUUUGUCUGCGGGUUGCAGAGUCAGAGUUCCAUGUGGGCAGGAAGAAUGAGGUCUGAUAAUCCCCUCUGUUCGCGAAUCGCUGAGACCAGAGUUUGAGGCCAAGUGUUUGGGGUCACAUCAUAGGUGAGUCCAGAGAUCGAGGCCUUCGAAUAGGUGAUCUUGCAGUUGACACUGAGGAUUGAAUCAGAAGUUUGGACAUCGAGCCUGAUUCUGCGAAUCUCUGCAAGUCCGCUGCAGAAUGAGUCUGCCUCUCCUGGGAUUGGAGGACUGUAUGUGCGUGGAAGGAAUGGGGCUUGUUCUGUUCUCUCAGGCAUUGUGGGCAUGCUGUAUUGGCGCCACGAUGCGCGGUGACACUUGCGGGCAGCUGCAGUUGGUUGUUAACAGAAAUGACGCAUUUCACUGUAUGUUUCAAUGUACACGUGAUAAAUAAAUUUGAAUCUCUAAUCUGGAUUAUUAGUCUGGCAUUUUU